Molecule: messenger RNA, 784 nt
Organism: Manihot esculenta (cassava)
Lineage: Eukaryota; Viridiplantae; Streptophyta; Magnoliopsida; Malpighiales; Euphorbiaceae
Exons: 1
Coding region: 235-666 (143 amino acids)
Molecular function (GO): calcium ion binding
Source: RefSeq, a predicted model, not a curated record
CGCGAACUUGGUUGUGGCACGUGGUAUCAGAAAAAACGGAUCAAAUCAAAAUGCACGGAAAACCAUAAGAACCACAUACUGUUAAACCACAAAGUGCCACCAUAUUAAGCCACCCAACACCUCCCACCGUUCACAUCUCCCACGACGCAAUAAAAUAUCUCAUCCACCGACUUCACCCUUUAUCCCGUCACUUGCAAUCCAAUCAGGAACAGCAACCAUAAAGAAAGAAAGAAUAUGGGGGUGGUCAUCAUCGAUGGGUCAACGGUCCGUAACUUCGUGAACGAUGAAUCCCACUUCCAGAAGAGCGUUGAUGAAACUUUUGCCAAGCUUGAUCUUAACAACGAUGGAGUUUUGUCCCGCUCUGAGCUUCGAAGGGGCUUCGAGACUCUGCGUCUGAUGGAAGCCCACUUUGGGAUCGACGUCGUCACCCCUCCAGAGCAGCUCUCCCAGUUGUAUGACGCCAUAUUUGAGAAGUUUGAUUGUGAUAAGAGUGGAACCGUUGAUCGUGAAGAGUAUAGGUCUGAGAUCAAGAAGAUAUUGCUUGCUAUUGCUGAUGGUUUGGGCUCCAGUCCUAUCCAGAUGGCUCUUGAGGACGAUAGCAACAGUUUUCUCCAGAAAGCUGCUGAUCUUGAAGCCUCUAAGCUUCAACAGCCGUCUUCUGUUUAAUUAUCCCUGCUAUUCCUCCUACUUGUACUGUCAAAUACCGUAGCCUGUGUUGUUUUACAGCUACUUUGUAUGCUUUCCAUAAUUGAAAUAAAAUUUUGGCUAAUCUUAAUUUCUUUAA